AUGGAGAACAGCACCGGGAGCAAAAUGACUCAAAGUGGACGAGCCUUAUUCACAAGGAAGUUACUGGUGGUCUCAGACGUCCUGUGCCUAAUCCUAGUUUCCAUCCCGUUCUUUGUAAGUGAGCUAAAGAUGGUCCGACCAUACAGCAGAGGUAUUGAAUGUGGAGACACCAGUAUCACCUACCCAUACAAGCCAUCGGAGACUGUAUCAGACACACUGCUCAUUGUUGGCGGUAUCCUGAUCACAGGCAUCUCAAUCACUUUAGGGGAAUGGUACCGUGUGCGCUACCUCGGUGUCAGGUCCAAGGGCUUCGUCAAGACCAAGUAUGUGUCGUGUCUCUACAAGGAAUGGGGCUCCUUCUUAUUUGGCUGCUCCAUUAGCCAAUCCCUGACCAGCGUGGCCAAGCUGAGCGUCGGCCGUCUGCGGCCACACUUCUUGUCGUUGUGCGGUGUCACCUAUGAGUCACUCAGCUGCAAGUCAGGAACUUACUUGGCUACUGUCAAAUGUCCCAACGCUGACCCCAGCAAAAUGGAGGAGGCCAGGAAAUCAUUCUUCUCUGGUCACGCCUCCUUUGCGAUGUACACAAUGCUGUAUUUAGUUUUUUAUCUUCAAGCGCGGUUGACAUGGCGUGAAGCUCGUCUGCUGAGACCCGUGCUGCAAUUUUUCCUGUUUCUGCUGGCCGUCUACACAGGUCUGACCCGCAUCACUGACAAUAAGCACCACCCGUCCGACGUCCUGUUCGGCCAUAUACUUGGAGGCCUCACUGCAUACCUGGUGGCCUUCUACAUCUCUUCCAUGUUUAAGAGACCCAGCUUGAAUCAGUCUCAAGUUGAGACCCAAGAUAACCACUUACAGCAUACUGCAACAGCUGCUAAAUUUCACCUACACCAUCCCGCCCAGCCUGGCGCAGAAUCUACCAGUGUGGAGACUGUGUGA
Messenger RNA from Nerophis lumbriciformis (worm pipefish), 936 nucleotides. The record is from RefSeq and is a predicted model, not a curated record. Lineage: Eukaryota; Metazoa; Chordata; Actinopteri; Syngnathiformes; Syngnathidae.